AUGGGACGAUUGGCGCGAUUUCUCAUCUACGUUACCAGUCUUCUCUUCCUCCAAAAUAAUGUUAUUUCAGUCGAGAUCCUUUCGAAAUCGAAGCUUGAAAAGUGCGAGAAAAGUACGGGCUCCGACGACAAACUGAGUUGCACCACCAAGAUCGUCAUCAACAUGGCCGUUCCUAGCGGUUCCAGUGGCGGCGAGGCGUCGGUCGUGGCGGAAAUUGUAGAGGUGGAGCAGAAUUCUACGAAUAACAUGCAGACGUUACGGUUUCCGCCAGUUAUAACGGUCAACAAAUCCGCUUCAUACGCGCUCUACGAAUUAACAUAUAUUCGAGAUGUUUCUUAUAAGCCUCAAGAGUUUUUUGCUAAGACACGCAAAUGUCAGCCGGAUGCUGGGGCUAGUGUUGUCAAGAUAUGUGAGAGGUUGCGCGACGAGCAGGGUCACGUCAUUGAACAUACUCAACCUAUUUGCUGUCCUUGCGGCCCCCGAAGGCGGGCACCUUCAUCUUGUGGAAAUAUCUUUGACAAAUUGAUAAAAGGAAAGGCCAAUACUGCUCAUUGUCUCCGAUUCCCAGGUGAUUGGUUCCAUGUUUUUGGCAUUGGGCAGCAGUCAAUUGGGUUUAGCGUUAGAAUUGAGAUGAAGACAGGAAAUAAAGUUUCGGAAGUUAUUGUAGGGCCUGAAAACAGAACAGCAACAUCCGCUGACAAAUUUCUAAGGGUCAAUCUUAUUGGAGAUUUUGUUGGAUAUUCAAGUAUUCCUACAUUUGAGGACUUCUACCUGGUCAUUCCAAGGCAGGGUGGUCCAGGUCAACCCAAUUAUUUGGGAAGGAAUCUUUCUAUGUGGAUGUUGCUUGAGAGAGUGAGAUUUACCUUAGAUGGUGUUGAAUGCAACAAAAUUGGUGUCGGUUAUGAGGCUUUCAAUGGUCAGCCAAACUUCUGUUCAGCACCAUUUUGGAGUUGCUUGCAUAAUCAGUUGUGGAAUUUCUGGGAAGCUGACCAAAACCGAAUUAAGAGGAAACAAGUUCCAUUGUAUGGCGUCCAAGGGAGAUUUCAAAGGAUAAAUGAGCAUCCGGGUGCAGGGUCUCAUUCAUUCUCUAUAGGAGUGACGGAAGUUCUUAACACAAACCUCCUAAUAGAACUAAGGGCUGAUGACAUAGAUUUCGUUUUCCAAAGGAGUCCUGGAAAAAUCAUGAGUGUAAAAGUUCCAACAUUUGAAGCCCUCACUCAGUUUGGGGUUGCCACAAUUAUGGUUACGAAUACCGGUGAAGUAGAAGCAUCAUAUAGCUUAACGUUUGACUGCUCAAAGGGUGUCGCCCUUAUGGAGGAACAAUUCUUCAUUAUGAAGCCAAAAGAAAUUUCGGCUCGAUCUUUUAAAGUCUAUCCAACAACUGAUCAGGCUGCAAAAUAUGUUUGUUCUGCUAUAUUGAAGGACUCUGAAUUUAGUGAAGUUGACAGAGCAGAGUGCCAGUUUAGUACUACAGCUAUUGUUCUUGACAAUGGAUCACAGAUUACUCCUUUCCAACCACCAAAUACCGGCGUUAAUGGUUUCUUUGAAUCUCUUAAGAAAAUUUGGAAAAACCUGUGGGAAAGUUUGGUGGACUUCAUCACCGGAGAAACUUGCAGAAGGAAAUGCUCAGGUUUUUUCGACUUCAGCUGUCAUAUACAAUAUAUCUGUAUGAGUUGGAUUGUACUCUUCGGUUUGAUCUUGGCGAUAUUUAUGACUGUCCUCGUGUUGCUAUGGCUCUUACACCAAAAAGGCUUCUUUGAUCCUCUUUAUGACUGUUUCGAGGAUCAUUUCGAGUUCGAUCAUCAUGGAGCUAAUGAUGUCCACAGGCACGGUAUCCAUAAUCACCGUUACCCCAUUCAUGCCAAAAAGCGUAUCAAGACCAAGCACCACAAACAUGAUGCUCGAUAUAAACGAAGCGGCAUUCACCAUGAUCACCGGCACAAUCAUUCCAAAAGGGAGGAUGAUUAUCAUCAUUACCUGCAUCAUGUUCAUAAGUACAAGCACAAGCACAAACAUAGGCAUGUCAGAAGUUCUAGCAUCAUACAAGAAGUCCAGUUGGAUAGAAGGAAACAUGAUGAUGUCGGACACCACAAGCAUAGGAGAGCACCAGAGCUAAUAGACAGACCAUUGAAGCUGAGAUAGAGAUAGUUCAUAGCAAGAUGAAGUUAUAAUCAUAUCAAUGGGAGG
Messenger RNA from Hibiscus syriacus, 2187 nucleotides. RefSeq names its product protein HAPLESS 2-like. Bases 1 to 2142 code for a protein of 713 amino acids. NCBI's taxonomy places the organism in Eukaryota, Viridiplantae, Streptophyta, Magnoliopsida, Malvales, Malvaceae. The transcript has 18 exons. The record is from RefSeq and is a predicted model, not a curated record.